CUUUAAUUUUCUCUCUCAUGGGGUGUCUGUCUGUCUUUCUUGCUUUCUUUUGCCGUUUUCCUCAGUCACUCACACACUCCGAUCCCUUUCCGCUUUUGUCUUUCUUUGGCUUUCGAUAAAUCAGUUUCCGUUCCCAUUCACUGGUCGCAGCACACAACGCCAUUCCCUCCUCCUCCUCCUCCUCCUCCUCCCCCUUACCCUCUCUCCGUCUGCGCUUCAAGAUAGAAAGUCUAAAGCUAGUCAGCUUCUGAUCAGGCAAGAGGGUAGCUGCUGUUUCAGCCCCACAGCUCAUCAGCUGGGCUAUGAAUGAGAGCAAGCCAUCGAAAGCGCUGAUGGGUUUCCUGUAGAAGUUAUCGCCGAGCUGUAAAGGGGAGGAAAAGCGAGCCCAUUGUCAGCAAAAAGCAAAGAAAAGGAGGCGUUUUGCUGACUCCUGAAACUGGGUGAGAUGGGUAGCAUGGGAUCGGAGCAGAUUAGAGUUCCUCCGCAGCAGCAAGAACGGCGAAAGCGGUGGGGAGGAUGUUUGGCUGCACUUUCCUGCUUCGGUGCUCAGAAAGGUGGAAAGCGUAUAGUUCCUGCAUCUCGUGUUCCUGAGGGCAAUGCUGCAGCAGCUCAACCCAACAGACCUCAAGCAAAUCAAGCCACAACAGCUAUAGCUCCGUCUCUUCUGGCACCUCCUUCAUCCCCUGCAUCCUUUACGAACUCUGCUCUCCCCUCAACAGCCCAGUCACCAAGUAAUUUCCUAUCGGCCAACUCACCUGGUGGACCCUCCUCCAUGAUGUUCGCUACAGGUCCAUUUGCCCAUGAAACCCAACUUGUCUCUCCACCAGUCUUCUCAACCUUCACUACCGAGCCAUCCACUGCCCCUCUUACUCCCCCUCCCGAGCUCGCCCACCUUUCUACUACUCCCUCUUCCCCCGAGGUUCCCUAUGCUCGAUACCUUCUAGCUUCGAGGGAUCUCAAAGGGGCACAGAAGGAAAAUUAUGUGUCGUCCAACGAUCUUCAAGCAACGUACCCUCCGUACCCAGAAAGCCCUGCCAGCAGCCUCAGAUCUCCGAUAUCGAGGAUCUCAAGUGAUUGCUUAUCGUCAGCGUUUCCAGAUCGGGAGGCCCCAAAUAUGUCUCAUGAUACAAAUUUCUUCUGCCCUGCUACAUUCGCCGAAUUCUAUCUUGAUCAAAAUUCAUACACUGCUGGGAGAUUGAGUGUCUCCAAGGAUUCAGACGUCCAUUCAACAGGCGGAAAUGGGUAUCAGAGCAGGCAAAACACUAGUAGAAGCCCCAAGCAAGAUGCAGAGGAAAUAGAAGCUUACCGCGCAUCCUUUGGGUUUAGCGCAGAUGAAAUCAUUACAACCGCCCAGUAUGUGGAGAUUGCUGAUGUGGCAGAUGAUUCAUUCACCAUCAGGCCACCCGUUGAAGAAAAUUUGCGGCCUCCGUAUGUGAAUGAGAAGCAAAAGGCAGUGGUAAAAUCACACACAAACUUGUGGGCCUCGAAUAGCACUCUACCUGAAUCAGAUAUGGGUGACCCUGUUCGAAUGGCAAUGCCACGGAAUGAACACAGAGGCGGACUCAGCACACCCAACAAUAGGUCGUUAACCGAUAGCGAGCAGGAUACUGGUAAUAGGCUCCCUAGGCUGCGGACAUCCAGGAGCUGUCGGAAAUACCCCUCAGGCUUGUCUAGCUCAGAUGCAGAGAUCGAGUAUCGGAGGGGAAGAAGCUUAAGAGAGGGGCGAGGGAACUUCUCAUUGCGCUGAGAGGGUACUGUCAUGGGAAAAGUCAGUUGUGUUUCAGGUUCUUCUGUUUGGUGGGAAAGAUAUAACCGAUCAUCUAGUCCGUGCUGUGAUAUGUCUAGUAUCCUUUUCUUCUGAUUGCUGAAUGUAUUUACCCAUCGCUGUCCCCGUACGGUACGGUGCAAAUAUUAAUGUCGAGCCGUCUAUAUCAAUAUAAUUGGGAAGUUUGCAGUCCUAUCGGA
Messenger RNA from Punica granatum (pomegranate), 1965 nucleotides. The record is from RefSeq and is a predicted model, not a curated record. NCBI's taxonomy places the organism in Eukaryota, Viridiplantae, Streptophyta, Magnoliopsida, Myrtales, Lythraceae.